AACAUCAUCCUUUUUCUUCUGAGGCCAACAGAAAAUCCCAUAAAAGGAAAAUAAGAAGCAGGACGAAGCAUUCUUUUCCAUAUCAUUAAUUAGCCGAAAAAUAGAAGAAAAAAAAUGAGUUCAGUUGGAUUCAGAAAACCUCAUGCAGUAUGUGUCCCAUAUCCAUCACAGGGUCAUGUUACCCCUAUGAUGCAACUUGCCAAGCUUUUGCAUUCAAGAGGAUUUCACAUAACCUUUGUCAACACAGAUUUCAACCAUACCCGUCUGAUCCGGUCUAGAGGACCGGAUUCCGUUAAGGGUCUGCCGGAUUUCCGAUUUGAGACCAUACCAGAUGGGCUGCCGCCCUCUACUUUUGAUGCUACACAAGAUGUUCCAUCCUUGUGUGAUUCAACAAGAAAAAAUUGUUUGGCUCCAUUUAAGGAACUAGUAAGCAAGUUGAAUUCAUCACCAUCAACUGAAGUGCCCCCAGUUAGCUGCAUAAUUUCAGAUGGAGUUAUGAGUUUUGGCAUUAAAGCUGCAGAGGACUUGAGCAUUCCACAGGUUCAGUUUUGGACUGCCUCAGCUUGCAGCUUCAUGGCAUAUUUACACUACAAUGAGCUCGAAAGAAGAGGCAUCAUGCCGUACAAAGAUUUCCUGAAUGAUGGCAUUAGUGAUACCCCAAUUGACUGGAUCUCUGGCAUGACUAACAUCCGACUGAAGGAUAUGCCACUAUUCACUAAGACCUCAAAUGAUGAAAUAAUGUAUGAUUUCAUGGGAUCAGAAGCAUGGAACUGCUUGAACUCAUCUGCAAUUAUCUUCAACACAUUUGAUGAGUUUGAAUAUGAAGUUUUAGAAGCUAUAACUGCAGAUAAGUUCCCACGCAAGAUUUACACAAUAGGUCCACUAAACUUGCUUGCAGGGGACAUAUCAGAAAGUAAAUCCAAGUCAUUUGCAUCAAGUUUAUGGAAAGAAGACUCGAACUGUCUUGAGUGGCUUGAUAAAAGAGAAGUUAAGUCUGUUGUGUAUGUAAACUAUGGAAGUGUAACUACCAUGACAGCAGGACACUUGAAAGAAUUUGCAUGGGGCCUUGCUAAUAGCAAACACCCAUUUUUGUGGAUAAUAAGGCAAGAUAUAGUAAUGGGUGACUCUGCAAUCUUGUCCCAGGAAUUUAUUGAGGAGAUCAAGGACAGAGGAUUCCUAGCAAGUUGGUGUCAGCAAGAUCAAGUGCUUGCACAUCCAUCAGUUGGUGUUUUCCUGACACACUGUGGAUGGAAUUCUACAAUGGAAGCUGUUAGUCAUGGCGUGCCUAUAAUCUGCUGGCCGUUUUUCGCUGAUCAACAGACUAACUGCAGAUAUGCAUGCACUAAAUGGGGGAAUGGUAUGGAGGUCAAUCAUGAUGUAAAGAGAAAAGAAAUUGAAGGUCUUGUUAAGGAAAUGAUGGAAGGGGAUGAUGGGAAGCGUAAGAGGGAAAAAGCAUUGGAGUGGAGAAGAAAAGCAGAAGAAGCUACAAGCGUCGGAGGAUCAUCUUACAAUAACUUCAGUAGAUUCAUUAAGGAGGCUCUCCAUUGUGAUGAGCAACUUGUAGAAUGAACUCGAAGUACUGUAAGAAUGAGGGACACUAUUACUGGGUAUUAAUUCUAUGUUCAUUAAUUAUGUUUAGGUCUACACAUUAUUUAAUGAAUAAAGCUGCGGUAAUCAUUCUAGGAUA
Ricinus communis (castor bean) is the source of this 1687-nucleotide messenger RNA. Its product is annotated as linamarin synthase 2. The coding region runs from base 115 to 1569 and encodes 484 amino acids. The record is from RefSeq and is a predicted model, not a curated record. Gene Ontology annotation, molecular function: UDP-glycosyltransferase activity. NCBI's taxonomy places the organism in Eukaryota, Viridiplantae, Streptophyta, Magnoliopsida, Malpighiales, Euphorbiaceae. The transcript is spliced from 2 exons.